Micromonas commoda is the source of this 609-nucleotide messenger RNA. RefSeq lists its product with no specific name. The transcript has a single exon. The annotation marks the transcript as partial. The record is from RefSeq and is a predicted model, not a curated record. Lineage: Eukaryota; Viridiplantae; Chlorophyta; Mamiellophyceae; Mamiellales; Mamiellaceae. Gene Ontology annotation, cellular component: cytosol.
AUGGCCUCCAUCCAGACCGGGGGACCGGACGGCGUCACCCUGCACGGCAUCGAGCUGCGCCGUCGAUACGCCGGCGAUGUAAACCCCGCGGGCCUGCGCCACGGCGUGGGCCGAUACGAGUUCCCAAAUCCGGCGUACACGUACGAGGGGGACUUUCGCCUCGGUCGCAAGCACGGCGUCGGGACGUUCACCACCCCCGACGGAGGUCGCUACGUCGGCGAGUUCGUCGACGACGAGAUCACCGGCCGGGGCGAGCGCGUGUGGGGCGACGGCCGAGCGUACGUCGGGACGUUCACCCUGGGCGAGAUGAACGGCGAGGGGCGCCUGACCCGCCCCGACGGAGGAUCGUACCACGGCGGUUGGCGCGCGAACCGACGGCACGGGCGCGGCGUGGACACGCACGGACCGAGUGGGGACACGUACGACGGCGAGUGGGUGCACGGGAAAAGGCACGGCGUCGGCGUCGCCGUGCUGAGAAGCGCGGGGGACGAGACGUACGAUGGCGCGUGGGAACGCGACGAGAGGCACGGCGAGGGCCGAAUGGAAAACAGAUCGUCGGGCGAAUCGUACGUAGGCGGGUGGCGCGACGGGAAGAGACACGGCGUCGGC